CUAGUGUGUAUUCGCUUCGCCAUUCAUUUUUAAUUGGAUUAGGUGGAAAUGAAAUGAAACUAGACGCGUCUGUAUGGCUUAUUAGUUCUUUUCCUUUUUUGUAGCGAGGCUGUGCGGAAAUUUUCCGGUGGUGUAAAAUGAAUUACAGCAUUAUUUUUUUAGAAAUAUUCAUUGUACUGGCUUUACUGGCCGGACUCGUGUCUAUGUUGUGGUUUGUUAUUGCUUCUUUGCUGGAGGAAAAAGUUCCCGUAUUGACACCAGGCGAAUAUAUUUUUGAUUAUGUGGUGGUUGGUGCUGGGAGCUCUGGUUCGGUGGUUGCCUCACUGCUUAGCAAACACAGUAAAUCAACAAUUUUAUUGGUAGAGGCAGGAGAUAGAUUUGGCUUUCUAAGCAAAAUUCCGCUUCUAACAACGUUCCAACAAAAAGGAGUAAACGAUUGGUCCUUCCUUUCCACGCGACAAGCGCACUCAUCAAGGGGCUUGGAGGAGGAAAGACAAUGCCUUCCAAGGGGCAAAGGACUCGGAGGAUCCGCCCAGCUGAAUUAUAUGCUGCAUUUUGAUGGAUAUGAAGGUGAUUUUGAGCGAUGGUCCCGCGAUUUUAAACUUAAAGGUUGGGAUUGGCUUUCUUUUAAACCUUUUCUGCAAGCGGGUAAUUCGAAGCCCUUCGAACGUUUGGAAAUAACUCCGGACUACUCAAAGAUUGCAACGGCAUUUCAUAGAGCCUCGUCCGCGUUUGAGCACAGGAAUUGGCAUUUUCGUAAGGCCCAAUACAAUAUCAAGAAUGGAAUUCGUUACAAUGUCUACCAAAGGUAUUUGCAGAAGGCUUACAAACAACGAAACCUCAGGGUAAUGACAAACACUUUGGCAAAGUCAAUUGAAUUUCGGAUGGACACAAAGAAGGGCAAAAAAGUUGCUGUUAGGUCGGUUAGGCUUGCAACCAAGGAUGCUAAUACGGGCAAGGAAUUCGUUUUCGAGGUCAAUGUUUUGCGCGAGUUGAUUAUAUGCGCAGGAGCCUACCAAUCACCUCAGCUCUUGCAAGUUUCUGGUUUGGGCAAUCGCACACAUUUAAAAGAGCAACAAGUGCGGAGCGAACCUUUUCUGCCUCACUUGCCUAUGGUGGGCCAAAAUUUACACGACCAUCUCAAUCUACCAUUGUACGUUUCCAUAGACACGGUGGGACCCUCGCUAAAUCAAAGGGCCCUGCUAAGUCCUUGGUCUAUUUUAAGCUAUUUGACUGUGGGUGGAGGUCAUUUGGCCAACUUUGGAGUGUUGGGUCAUGUACAUAACUAUGCGAAAAAUCUCAGUGACAUAUUUGGGCUUACGUUUUUCGCUGCCGGUGCCAUAGAUGAAGCCGCCCUAAUGUCCAUAUCGAACUUUAGAAAAUCUUAUUUUCGUGCCCUAUUUCCGCGCUACUACAACAGUUCGCAGGAGGGCUUUGUUUUAAUAUCGUCAUGUUUGCAGCCUCUAUCGAGGGGCGAGGUGCAAAUACAAAGUUCCAGCAUUCGAAGGCAGCCCCUAAUCAAUCCCAACUACUUGUCCGACCGAAGGGACAUAGCGUGCACCAUCAAAGCUGUUAGGGCAGGUAUCGAGCUUGUAAAUUCGCAACCCUUUUCAUCUUUGCUGGGCCCUCAAAUACACUGGCCGCGUAUUAAAGAAUGUCUGAACGGAGUCGAGAAUGAAUUUAUUUUACAAGGACCCUCGGACAAGUAUUUGGAGUGUCUGAUCCGACAUGUGGGUUUGGGAUCUCAUCAUCCGGGUGGCACUUGUAGAAUGGGUACAAAUGCACAAAACAGCGUUGUCAAUGCGAAAUUCAAGGUACAUGGCAUAGAAAAUUUACGAAUAAUUGAUGGCAGCGUAUUACCAACACCCAUUUCGGGUAAUCCCAACUCCAUUAUAGUGGGUAUGGCGGUACGGGGAGCUGCAAUGAUUUUAAAAGAAGAAAAAAAAAAAACAAUAAAUAAUUAAACAAGGGAGAACAAAAAUUA
Stomoxys calcitrans (stable fly) is the source of this 1984-nucleotide messenger RNA. It is a transcript of the gene ninaG, whose product is annotated as neither inactivation nor afterpotential protein G. Bases 138 to 1964 code for a protein of 608 amino acids. The record is from RefSeq and is a predicted model, not a curated record. The transcript has 6 exons. NCBI's taxonomy places the organism in Eukaryota, Metazoa, Arthropoda, Insecta, Diptera, Muscidae. Gene Ontology annotation, molecular function: oxidoreductase activity, acting on CH-OH group of donors; flavin adenine dinucleotide binding.